Molecule: messenger RNA, 1137 nt
Organism: Caenorhabditis angaria
Lineage: Eukaryota; Metazoa; Nematoda; Chromadorea; Rhabditida; Rhabditidae
Source: the annotation of a GenBank genome assembly
AUGUAUUUUUUCUUUCUCUGGUUUUUAGUCGGUUUUGCUCGACUUGAAAUUGAUAUUCCGGACAGUUUGGAUGAUCUAAAUCCAAUUAAAAUCUCUCAAUUAUUUGAGAAAUUUAUCAAGGAGUAAGUUUCAAAACUGAAAUAAAAUAAUUAAUUUUGAUUCUUGACAGAUACAAAAAAAGUUAUGAAACUCCAUUGGAAAAAACUCAAGCUUUAGCGACAUUUGGUGAAAAUCUUGCAACGAUUAUAAAUCUGAAUAUUGAAUCAGUUAAAUCGAAUUUGCAAUUUGGUGUCAACCAAUAUGCAGAUCUAACAGACGAAGAAUUUUCCGACAAAAUUUUGACUCUCGAACCAAAAAUUGGAAGCGAUAAUCUAUUUCGAGAAUCAAUUUAUAAUUCAACAAACUUUGUAGUUCAUCCUGAUUCUUGGGAUUGGCGAAGUAAAAAAGUAGUUGCUCCUGUGAAAUAUCAAGGAGGUUGUGGAUGUUGUUGGGCAUUUACAACAGUUGCUGUUGUACAAAGUGUUAUUGCUAUCAAAACAGGUAAAAUACCUGAACCAUCUGAACAAGAAUUAUGCGAUUGUGGACAAGGAAAAGGUAGAGCUGGUUGUAAUGGUGGAAACCUUGGAAAAUCAUUCGACUAUGUUAAAAACAAUGGUAUUACUGAAGAAACAAAUUAUCCAAAGUAUAAUGAUAAAAGGGCAACAACUGAUCAAGUUUGUGAAGAAAGUGGUAAACCAAAUAAUAUAAAAAUAUCAAACUAUCAAUUUAUUAGUCAAGCGACAGUACCUUUAUUAGAAGACGCCCUUAUUAAUAAAGGACCAUUGGGUGUUGGAUUCAGAGUUGGGAAAAGUUUUCGAUAUUACAAAUCUGGAAUUUUCGCAAGUACUGACUGCGAUGUAAAAUCGACAUUUGUGGGUUGAGAUAACAUUUACUAAUCAUUGAUUUACAAAUUAUAACUUACAGUAUGGAUGGCAUGCGGUUACUGUGGUUGGCUAUGGGGUCGAAAAUAAGAUCCCAUUUUGGAUUGUGAAGAAUUCGUGGAGUGAAAAAUGGGGAGAACAAGGAUAUUUUCGAAUAAUUAAAGGAAGAAAUCUUUGUGGAUUUGAGCAAACGAUGCCUUUUUUUGCAGAACCCUAA